AUGGCGUAUGUUGAAAUUGACAUUCCAUUUGAUGUCGGAAGCCUAUUGGUGGCCGGUUUCUUCACAUUUUGCCAACUUGCGACUGCAAUCUAUAUCCUCAACAUACUGAUCGUGUUCAUCGUUCCGCUCGCGUAUCUGUACGUCAAGUUUGCCAAGAUUUACUUGCUGCCGUCUCGAGACAUUUCUCGAUUACUGAAAGUGGCGUCAUCUCCCGUACUCAGCCACAUUUCACAAGCCGAAGAAGGGGUCACCACCAUCCGAGCGUUUGGGCCAGACUGCGUGGACCAAACAAUUGCUGAGAGUUUUACGCGCAACGACGUGAACGCUCGCGCUUGGUUCUGCGACUUUGUGGUGUCGACAUGGUUUCUACUUCGCAUGGAGCUCAUUGGCUGUGGCGUUGUGAUUGCUGUGGUUUCCUGUUUGGUCUACCUUCGCGACUAUCUGACACCUGGACUUGUUGGGGUCGCGUUUACUUACGCAUUGAGCAUUGACAGUCGACUCUCUCGCCUCGUUCGUGUUUGGUCUUGGCUGGAAAUUGAGAUGGUGAGUCCUGAAAGGAUCAUGGCAUAUGCUUCCAUUCCUCCAGAAGGGGAACAGAGCACCCUCGCAAUUGAACCAAGUCAGGCGUGGCCUAGUACAGGCACCGUUUGCUUCCACGAUGUCGUCUUCGGCUACAAGCCGGGUGCUGCACCUGUUCUCAAGGGACUAUCUUUCGACAUCCAGAACAAUGAAAAGAUCGGUAUUGUUGGACGUACCGGCGCCGGCAAGUCCAGCCUCACCAUGGCACUCUUCCGAAUCAACGAGCUGGUCUCAGGCCGCAUUCUUAUCGACGGUACAGACAUCGCCACCAUGCCACUGCGCACCCUACGCUCGAAUUUGUCCAUCAUCCCGCAGUCGCCCGUGUUGUUUAAGGGUACGCUGCGAGCGUACAUGGACCCGUUCGACGAGUUUACAGACGCGGACAUCUGGAACUCGCUUGAAAAAGUGGAUAUGAAGACGCAGGUGUCGGCACUGGACGGUCAGCUAUCGUAUGAGCUAAGCGAGAACGGCGAGAACUUCAGUGUGGGUGAGCGGCAGAUGCUGUGUAUGGCUCGCGCUCUACUGACUCGAAGCCGCAUCGUGGUGAUGGAUGAGGCGACUGCGUCCAUCGAUCACGAGACCGAGAAGAAGUUGCAGCAGAUGAUCAAUCGGGACUUUCAGGACGCGACGGUGUUGACGAUCGCGCAUCGGCUGGGGACGGUGCUGGAUUCGGAUCGUAUAUUGGUGCUGAGUGACGGUCGGGUGGUGGAGUUCGAUAGCCCUCGAGAGCUGGCGAAGAACACGAACGGAGAUUUUCAUGCGCUAUCGAAAGAAGGAGGAUACCUACACAGACUAAAGUAA
Molecule: messenger RNA, 1380 nt
Organism: Phytophthora infestans T30-4
Lineage: Eukaryota; Oomycota; Peronosporomycetes; Peronosporales; Peronosporaceae
Product: ATP-binding Cassette (ABC) Superfamily
Exons: 1
Coding region: 1-1380 (459 amino acids)
Biological process (GO): transmembrane transport
Cellular component (GO): membrane
Molecular function (GO): ATP hydrolysis activity; ABC-type transporter activity; ATP binding
Source: RefSeq, a predicted model, not a curated record